UAUAACGGCUGCUGUCAUCUCAUAUUUUCUCAUUAAAGAAGUUUGCCGUAUUAUAAAUUCGUAAUAAAGGUUCCUUGCGGCUCCCGAAAGAUCCGCUAGUGUACAAGUUUAUAACUAUCACAUUAUAAUUUGUUAUCGCUGUCCUCACUCUGUAGAAGCAUUUAAUAACGUUUCAAAGGAAUAAAAAAUGCAUUGUACAUUAAUUCAAUACGUUGUGUUCAUUCUGGCAGUGGCGGUAACCGGACUGCAAAGCGGGGUAGACACUACGGACAACGCCGACACGCCUGCUUUCAACGGGGAUGGAAAUUAUACUACCAAUGUGUCGUAACUUUCUUCCUUAUAACUGGACGAAACUCCCAAACCAGUUCGGACAUGCCACACAAGUUGAAGUGUACAGGAAUAUAGAGCAUCAAUGGGCGUAUAUGGAUUACGGUUGCUCUAACAAUUUCCGACAGUUUGUGUGUUCGCUGUACUUACCAAAGUAUGAUCCAGUCACGCAGAUUGUAGCCGGGCCUUGUAAAGAAAUGUGUAGCAAAGCCAGGAAUAGGUGUAAUAAAAUAAAGUGGGAAACUAGAUGUAACGAGCUACCGAGUAAAAGAAAUGACGAUGUUUGCCUACGACCAGUUCAAGAAUCGCGCGUUGAGCCACAGCACGUUAACUGCGUAGACAACGUCAUUCCUAUGUGCAAAAGCCUUAACAGUCUUGGCUCGCUGCCCAAUUUUUUUCUACAACGCAGUCUCGAAGAAAUCACGACGGAAAUGAGAUUCUACGAGGAUCUGGUAUCGACCAAUUGCAACGCUAACCUUCGGUUCUUUCUGUGUGGCACGUACAUGCCCAUCUGUGUGCCGAACAUUUCACCAUUUACGAUACCGUGUAGAGAAGUUUGUGACGAGAUCCAACGAGACUGUUCCACACAUUUUGAGUCCAUCUACCAGGGUUUGCCCUGGCCAAAUAAGCUGCAGUGUAAUCGAUACACGCCUUCCACUGAUACAUCACGACAUUGUGCUAUGCCGGACAAAUUAUAAUAAUGAAUCCAAAGUAAACCACGGAAAUAUGUUACGUAAUUCUGUAAAUAUAAAUCUCUGAUUAUAGAAGAACCUCUUUCUACCACCACAACGUUAGCAUGGUCAAUUGCCAAGGUCAAUGAUUUCGUAAGACAAAGUAAAAAAGUACAAUCUAUUACAAAUAUAUGCAUGUAUGUAUACACUUGGUGAAUUAAUCUGAAUUCAUCCCUUACCAAAAUGAACUCCACAAUGAUUUGCAUAUAAUAAAAAUCAGAUGCUAUGCUUAGGAAGCGAACUUUUUAAGUUUUCAAGGCGAUAGUUUAAAGUUCUUUUUUGAAGCUGAUUUUGAUUUAACCCUUGAAUAAUUUGUAAAAAGAUUAAAAGAUGUAUACAUUAAGUAUACAAAAACUUGAUAUCCCACCAUAAAUAUAAAACAUAUUGUAUUUUGUUUUACUACACCUCUGAACAUAAUACGGAGUAACAAUAGCCAGAAUAAAAGGGGGAAAAGCACAUUUUUUCUGCUUUUUUUUUACAAAUUAAUAAUAUCAGUUGUACAAAAAAUCACGAAAUGGAGUCUAUUUUGCGAAAUGAGAUUUAGAUGUUUUGUGCCAUAAAGAUAUAUUUUCCAAUUUUAUUUUUUUUUUUGGACGGAUUUUUUAUCGUAUUUUAUUCCUCAUGUAUCACAAUAAAGUAUCUAUAGAUGUAUAA
Ruditapes philippinarum (Manila clam) is the source of this 1712-nucleotide messenger RNA. Its product is annotated as atrial natriuretic peptide-converting enzyme-like. The record is from RefSeq and is a predicted model, not a curated record. Bases 300 to 1025 code for a protein of 241 amino acids. The transcript is spliced from 3 exons. Gene Ontology annotation, cellular component: plasma membrane. Gene Ontology annotation, molecular function: Wnt receptor activity; Wnt-protein binding. Lineage: Eukaryota; Metazoa; Mollusca; Bivalvia; Venerida; Veneridae. Gene Ontology annotation, biological process: non-canonical Wnt signaling pathway; canonical Wnt signaling pathway.